AUGGGAGAUAUGGGCGACCCACCGAAAAAGAAGCGGCUGAUUUCCCUGUGCGUCGGUUGCGGCAAUCAAAUCCACGACCAGUAUAUUCUGAGAGUUUCUCCGGAUUUGGAAUGGCACGCGGCGUGCUUGAAGUGCGCGGAAUGUAAUCAGUAUUUGGACGAGACGUGUACGUGCUUUGUUAGGGAUGGGAAAACCUACUGUAAAAGAGACUAUAUCAGGUUAUACGGCAUCAAGUGCGCCAAGUGCAACAUCGGCUUCAGCAAGAACGACUUCGUGAUGCGGGCCCGCUCCAAAGUGUACCACAUCGAGUGCUUUCGCUGCGUGGCCUGCAGCCGCCAGCUCAUCCCCGGGGACGAGUUCGCGCUGCGGGAGGACGGCCUCUUUUGCCGGGCGGACCACGACGUGGUGGAACGAGCCAGCCUCGGCCCUGGGGACCCUCUCAGCCCGCUGCAUCCCGCCAGGCCGCUGCAGAUGGCAGCAGAACCUAUCUCUGCCAGGCAGCCGGCUCUCAGGCCGCACGUCCAUAAACAGCCCGAGAAGACCACCCGCGUCCGGACUGUCCUCAACGAGAAGCAGCUGCACACCUUGAGGACUUGCUAUGCCGCCAACCCCAGGCCCGACGCCCUCAUGAAGGAGCAACUGGUGGAAAUGACGGGCCUCAGCCCCAGGGUCAUUCGGGUCUGGUUCCAGAACAAGCGCUGCAAGGACAAAAAGAGGAGCAUCAUGAUGAAGCAGCUGCAGCAACAGCAGCCCAACGACAAGGCUAACAUCCAAGGCAUGACGGGCACUCCCAUGGUGGCGGCUAGUCCGGAGAGACACGACGGGGGCUUGCAGGCGAACCCGGUGGAGGUGCAGAGUUACCAGCCGCCCUGGAAAGUCCUGAGCGACUUCGCCUUGCAGAGCGACAUAGAUCAACCGGCUUUUCAGCAACUCGUUAAUUUUUCAGAAGGAGGCCCAGGUUCCAAUUCCACCGGAAGUGAGGUAGCGUCCAUGUCUUCUCAGCUCCCGGAUACACCAAACAGCAUGGUAGCCAGUCCUAUCGAGGCAUGA
Messenger RNA from Varanus komodoensis (Komodo dragon), 1050 nucleotides. RefSeq names its product ISL LIM homeobox 1 (gene ISL1). Gene Ontology annotation, molecular function: DNA-binding transcription factor activity, RNA polymerase II-specific; cis-regulatory region sequence-specific DNA binding. The coding region runs from base 1 to 1050 and encodes 349 amino acids. The transcript has 6 exons. Gene Ontology annotation, cellular component: nucleus. The record is from RefSeq and is a predicted model, not a curated record. Gene Ontology annotation, biological process: neuron fate specification; positive regulation of transcription by RNA polymerase II; axonogenesis. NCBI's taxonomy places the organism in Eukaryota, Metazoa, Chordata, Lepidosauria, Squamata, Varanidae.